AUUACCCACUCAAUGGAUUCUAAUUUCAGUCUCCCUUUUUAUAACCAGGGUCCAGAAAACCUCUCUCUCUCUCUCUCUCCGAAUUAAUGGAUAGCUACCAAACAUUUUUUUCUUGUUCAUCUGCAACACCACCAGCUUCUUCCUUGUCACUGAACAUGGCCGAUUCUCAUGCUCAUAACGAGUUCCAAGGUAGCAAGACUAAUGGGUUCUUCGGACUGAUGUCGGAGAUGGAUCAACUUCCAGUUUCAAACGCAAAUAAUGUUCCUCAGAGCAGAAGCUUAUUUGUGGGGUCUGAAAGUACUGAUGAUGACGUGAAGUUAGCAGGGAAGAAAAAUGUGGGGAAGAAGGUAAGAAAGCCAAGAUAUGCCUUUCAAACAAGGAGCCAGGUCGAUAUACUGGAUGAUGGGUAUAGAUGGAGGAAAUAUGGGCAAAAGGCAGUGAAGAACAACAAAUUUCCGAGAAGCUACUACCGUUGCACAUACCAAGGUUGUAACGUCAAAAAGCAGGUUCAGAGACUAACUAAAGAUGAAGGGAUCGUCGUAACAACUUAUGAAGGGAUGCAUUCACAUCCGAUUGAGAAGUCUACUGAAAACUUUGAGCACAUCUUGAGCCAGAUGCAAAUUUACGCCUCCUUUUAAGGAGUACGACAUCGAUCGGAACUUGCAGAGAUGACGUCUAUCAGUACUACUUGUAUAUUCUCUGUAUUUUUAAACUUUAAAUCCCCAGAAUAAUAAUUUUUUAUAUAUAAAAAAAGAAAAAAAAAAAAAAAGUCGCAGCAAUACCCAUUGGAUGAUUGGAAUUUGGACCCCUUUUGUAUUGUGGUGAUAAAAAAACAUGCAUGUACGUAGUUUCGUUUAUAAAUUAGGAAACUACUUAAAUUAAUUGGUGUACCUGAAAA
Molecule: messenger RNA, 898 nt
Organism: Juglans microcarpa x Juglans regia
Lineage: Eukaryota; Viridiplantae; Streptophyta; Magnoliopsida; Fagales; Juglandaceae
Product: probable WRKY transcription factor 75
Exons: 2
Coding region: 87-638 (183 amino acids)
Biological process (GO): regulation of DNA-templated transcription
Molecular function (GO): DNA-binding transcription factor activity; sequence-specific DNA binding
Source: RefSeq, a predicted model, not a curated record